Messenger RNA from Malaclemys terrapin pileata, 6546 nucleotides. RefSeq names its product nucleolar and coiled-body phosphoprotein 1 (gene NOLC1). Lineage: Eukaryota; Metazoa; Chordata; Testudines; Emydidae. Gene Ontology annotation, cellular component: nucleolus; nucleoplasm. Gene Ontology annotation, molecular function: protein binding. Bases 105 to 2285 code for a protein of 726 amino acids. The record is from RefSeq and is a predicted model, not a curated record. The transcript has 14 exons.
CCCAUCCCCCCCUCCGAGGCUCCGUUUGACCUAUGACCCCACAACGUAGUGCGUUCCCCCGGCCGGCACACGUGGUAGGGGCGGCCGGCUGACGGCGUGGAAGCAUGGCGGAGUCGCGCGUGGUGCCCAGCGACCUGUUCCCGCUCGUGUUCGCCUUCCUGCGCGACAACCACUUCGAGGGGGCGGCGCGGGCCUUCGGCAGGGCGGCCGGAGUGACAGACCAGGAUCCUAAUGCUGCUUCUCUCUUGGAUGUCUUCAACUACUGGCUGAAAUCCCCUGAUGCUAAGAAACGGAAGGCUGUUCCCAAUGGACCCCCUGCAAAGAAGUCCAAGAAAGAAUCUUCCUCGAGCAGUGAUGAGAGCUCCAGUGAAGAAGAUGAGAAAACCACAGCCAAGAAGCCAGCAGCUAAGUCAACGCCUGUGCCGAAGGUGAUAGCAAAGGCAGCGGCUCCUGCCAAAAAAGCAGAGAGCAGCAGCGAGGACUCCAGCGAUGAUUCGGACUCUGAGGAGGAAGAAAAGAAGCCAGCACAGAAGGUAACCAAAGCCCAGGCCAAGCCAGCUGCCACCAAAACCCAGCCCCAGAAGAAGGCUAAGAGCUCCUCCAGCUCAGACUCCAGCAGUUCAGAGGAUGAAAGACCAAAGAAACAGCCGCAGAAGCAAGUGGCAGCCAAAACAGCAGCAAAAUCAGCAGGAAGUAAAGCUGCCCGCAAAGCACCCAAUGGCAAGGCAGAAAGCAGCAGCAGCAGCAGCAGCAGUAGUGUGGAUUCUGACAAGGAAAAGGCUGCAUCAGCAAAGGCUGUUCCCAAGAAAACACCACUGCCCAAACCUGCAGCCACCCAGGCACCCCCAGGUAAAGCAAGAGCCCCUGCCAAAGAGAGCUCCAGCAGUGAGGACUCUUCUGACAGCUCGGAGGAUGAAAAGCCAGCCUCAAAAUCAAAGCCAAAGCCCGGUCCAUACAGUGCGGUGCCACCCCCAAAGGUCUCAGAGCCAAAAAAGGGCAAAGCAAAGCCCUCUCUUGCAAAGGCUCCUGGGAUAAAGGCCGAGAGCAGUGACUCCUCAGACAGCAGCUCGGACAGCAGCGAUGAAAUGGAGCAGGCGCCCAAGAAGGGAACGACAGCCAAAGCAAGUCUGGCUAAAAAAAAACCUGCCCCAACACCCACUGUGACCAUCAAGAAGGGUGGAUCCAGUUCGGACAGUGACUCCGAUUCCAGUUCUGAGGAAGAGAGGGUAGUGACCAAGCUCACUGCCAAAUCACUUUCAGCGAAGGGUCCUGCCAAACCGGCGAAGGGUCCUGCCAAGCCAGGACAAGCAAAGAAAGGCUCCAGCUCCUCCUCGGACAGCUCAGAUUCUGACAGCUCUGAGGAUGAGACCCCUGCAAAGCCUGCAGUCAAACCAGCUCCACCUGCAGCCAAGAAGCCUCCUGCUGUGGCAAAGAAAGCCCAGAGCAGCUCUGACUCAGAUAGCAGCUCUGAGGAAGAGAAGAAAGCCCCUCCAGCUAAGCCAGCCAGCAAGACAGCUAAGCCAGGGUCCAAACCCUGCACCCUGGGCCCCAAAGACGGCAGCUCAGAUUCUGACAGCUCAAGCAGUGAGGAGGAGCAGAGCAAACCAGCAGUGAAACCAGCCAGCAAAUCACCAGGGGGCACUAAAGCUGCUGCAGGGAAGAAAGCAACUGCCGCUAACAGUAGCAGCAGCUCAUCUGACAGUUCCAGUGAUGAUGACGAGAAGCCCAGAACAGCAGGGACUCCAGUCGCCGGGUUGAAGUCAGGGAAAGGGGCACAGAACAGCUCCAGCUUGGUGAAAGAGAAACCAAAGGCUUCAUCCACACCUGCAGCCAAAUCGCCGGCUACAAAGAAGCCAGAGCCCAAGCCAGCUGGUGGCAGUGAGAGUAGCUCCGAGAGCUCCAGCGAGGAGAAGGGAAAAGCAAAUGGAGCAGGUUCGAUUAAGAAGAAGCGGAAGAGCGAAGAUGACCAGGAAUUGGAGACACCAGACAGUAAGAAGAUUAAGACCAAGACCAGAACGCCAAACUCAUUUCCCAAGGUGAAGCAGCCAGCUGUUCCAUUCCGACGAGUAAGAGAGGAAGAGAUCGAGGUGGAUUCCCGUGUAGCUAACAACUCAUUCGAUGCAAAGAAAGGAGCUGCAGGCGACUGGGGAGAAAAGGCCCACAAUGUACUGAAAUUCACCAAAGGCAAAUCCUUCCGCCAUGAGAAGACAAAGAAGAAAAGAGGCAGUUACUGCGGAGGUGCUAUUUCUACCCAGGUCAAUUCCAUCAAGUUUGAAAGUGACUGAGCUGCAGUUGGCUUGGGAGUCCAUACCCCAUCCGUCCCCCAAAGCCAGCUGGAUGGGCAUGUGAACAGAAUGGACAUGGUAGACCCCAAUCCUGCCUGGAAUUUAAUCCUCCCCACUCUCUUGUGGGGAGAAGGUAGCCCUUGCCAUAGGAUGUGGAAGAGCGGCUCGAUGCUCCCACGUUAUUUCUGACUAAUUCUGGCAUAGCGCCUGGUAAGAGCCUUCUUAGAGUUGGUGACACCAGAUCCUACCCGAGUGUCCUAAUUUUGUACAGUUUUAUUUUAAAAGGCUGGUGGUGCCAUGGAGUUCAGGUUCCCGCCCACCUUGUAAAGCAAAGAAAAUUUAUAUUUUCAAUGAAUCCGUUUCUUUCUUUUCUAGCCAGUUUAACUGUUGAGACCUGUGAAAUUUAAAGUACUGUAGCUUGUUUGUGGCUAGGUCUGAGUGACCUGCGGUUACAGCUCCCUCGCUGUGCACCUCCAGCUUUACAAAGCACAUCUCUAGAGGGGCAGAGUUUCUUCUACUUCCCUCUCUUUAAGGCCCCCUCUUUCAGCGACUGUCUCUUCACCCAGGGCAGACCCUGCUGGUGCCAUUAGGCAGGGUCGCUAGAGAAGCAAAGUGCUUUUCAGCCAAGAGCAUGUUGCCACCAGCGUGAGAAGCUCAGGGUUCAGGUUGCUAGGACUUCCCUCUCCCUCCUGCACCUUUGGCACUGACGUCAGAAGCUCAAAGCCCCAAACUCUGGGGGAGUUUCAGAUGUGGUGUUCUUUCAUAGGGAAGGUACAGGCUAUGGAAGAAGUGGGGACACUCCUGGCUGCUUGGCCACUUUGGGGUUUGGAGAAUCGCUUGGCCCAAUAGAAAGGUUAAAGAGGCAGGACAGAUAAAGCCUCUGCCCCCUGCCCCCUUCCUCACCUAGCUCUCCACUCCCUUAACUCAGGGAUGUUCUGACAUCAAUGAUUUCCCCAAGUCCUCUCUAGGAAUCUGACUCCCCAACACAUGCUUUGUCUUAGCCAUGUGCAAUGCAGCUGGUGGGAGGUUGAGAUGAAUGUAACACGAUUUGCCUUAAACUUCUCCCCUUGGCUGGAUCAGUUGCCCUUUUCCUGCCUGAGAAGCCCCUUUGCAGAAGUAAAAUGCCUGUUGCCCUCCAUGCUUUAGUGUCUGAAAGACUUGGUGCCAGAAUGGAGACAGCAAGCAGAAGUUAGUCCUGGCUUUAAGUACAAGACAGGCAAGUUGCUGCAGCCUGAUCUCCAGCACGGUUGAGAGCCUGAGGGCCAGGUAACCCAGGGCCUCAUUUCCAUCCUCCCUUUCCCUCCCAGCAGGAUGGAGCCCUACAGAUCUUAGACAGCUCUGCCCCCAGCGAAGGGCCCUGCUAUGGUAUGUGUGAGAAGCAGUGUCAGAUAAUUGAGUGUUGGAGGUGACUAACAAGCCACCCCCGUGCACAUUAACUUACUGCAACUUGUUGGAAGGAGCAUCCCAGCACCGCGCCUUCAUGCUUGCAUAAUAAGCCUCAUCACUGGCUUCUUUCCAUGCAGCAAUGCACAUGCUCAGGAAACCAGGGCUAUUCUGGAGAGUUGGAGGGUGGGAAGAAAAUACCCUCUGCCUUCCUGGGUAGGCUUUUGGAGCAGAGUCCCAGCUGGGACCUGUCAAAUACCCUUCUCUGUCCUCCUCACCUGGCACAUGAAUGACUGAACUGUCAACAUUUUAAAGAGUUUUAAGUUUGGGGGGCGGGGGUUUGAUGUGUGAGCACACAAGUGUCUCCUACAAUAAAGAAGCUUGUGUUUGUAAGUUAUGUGCAUUUCACUGAUGGGUUUUGACACUUGGAAUGGGGGCGGGAAAAGGAGGGGGAAGCUAUUUAUCUGUGACAAGGUGCACCACCUUGUCUGAGGUGUGGUCAAUAGGUCUAACUGCAUUUAUCUGGAUUAGGUAGUGGUUAGUCAGCCUCUAAUAGCAGUGUUCUUACCCAAAGGUGGCACUGGACAAUGUGAGAUAAGGGAUGGCCCAUGCAGCUGAGAGCUAAGGAAAAUAGGUGAGUGGAGGAUAUCAAGAACGGAAGGAUGGGAAAGAAUAGAAAUGUGUAGGAGUGUGCUCUUUGCAGGAAUAUGAACCGGUGUAAUGAGUGCACAAGAAGCUAGCCUGGGCGCUGGUGAGUGGAGUGAGGAGCCCCUGUGCUAUUUGUCUUUACGUAGUGCUGGGUCCCCCAUUCAUGUUCCUGGAGCCCAUGGUGCUAGGUGCUGUACAAAGAACAAAAAGGCAGCCCCUGCCCCCAGGGGCUUACUGUCUAAGUAAUGCAGGUUAUGUCAACGGAUCUGGUCAGGUACUGGUUCUAACUAACCUUUUAUGCAGCGGUGACGUCUCUGCUAAAUCUGGCUUCCUAUGUGCCGCAGUGGAGCAAAACCUGUGUGCAAAGAACAUAAUGGGGGAAAAAAUCCUUAGGUAAAUACCCAUGUAAAGAAGUUGUCUGCGUGCUUCACCUGCUAUCUGAACACAUGUGCAGGGAAGAGAAGUUCUUAUGCCUGCAUUAAUUCAAGGGACUGACCAAGGUCUUAUGUACUGUGGGUUUGCUGUGAUGCUUUUUUGUUGCACUACAAGAAGUGCUGCCAGGUGGUGGUGAUGGCAACAUUCCCUGUAAAGCAGCAAUUUUCAAUAUACUGGGCAUGUCACAAACAUGCUGCUUGCGACUUUCUCUAUUCCCAGGGCAGGGGUGGCGAGGGCUGGGCAGUGACUUAGGCAGAAUGGGGCUCUGUGGCUGCUGAGGCAAGAGUGGGAUCAGAAGGGGCUGAAGCAGCUCCUGAGGAGCAGGUAGGAAACAGGGUGGUCAGGCUGGGGCCAUGCGUAGUGACCCAUGGUGAGAGACAUGAGCCACCAGGACCUACCUACCUUCCCAGCCUGGAGCCACCCCCACUGCCAAGUCUCAGUACCUCUCCUUGCUCCCCCUCCUAUCUCUGACACCCCAACUGUCCCCUGCUCCCCAUUAUAGUGCAGCCACCUCUACAUCCCGUCUGCUCCAGCCUCCCUGUACUCCCCAUUCAGAGCAGCCAGCCUGACUUCACCCCUGCUGCCCUUGACUCUCCCAUUGGGCACAGGCUCUGGCCUGGUGGCUGCAUCACUUAGCAGCUCCCUGUGAUGGAAGUGUUGGUGCAGGGCACCUGUUUGUGCCCUCCCUCUGGGGCUAAGCUGGCCAUACUCAGUCCCAUCUGGGGCAGGGGAGCAGGGCAGCCAGUAAGCCCCCUCAGUGACCCUCUCCCUUUGUCCACAGUCCAGAAAUGGAUGUAUGGGGGCCUAGACACCAGUCUUCCUAAGGCAUGUGGCCUGGGUCCAAAGUUCCCUGUAAACUGCAUGCACAUCAUGUCCACUUUUGUCUGGUCACCUUUGCAGUUGUAGUGUGCUAUAGAGGGGUGAAAACACUAUCUACUAUAGGAUAACUACAGGUGUUUUCUUCUCACUUGUAGCCACACCGCAGUGAGUGAGUCCUUGGUAAGACCACAUUGGGUGGUGAGGUUAAGGGAAUUGGUAAGCCAUUUUGGGGUAACACACUUCUAGAGCCCUUUACCUCUGCAGCUGUACAAGGUUCAGCCCUCUCACAUCUCUUAAUUUUGGUGUGAAGUCAUUAGGGGAGCUGGUCCAAUAACACCAGCUGAAGGGUCAGCAAUACGUGUCAUGUACUGCAAUGCCUGGAGAUCAGUACCAGGUCAAGCUGAACACAUGCAAGACAGCCUUGAUGCAGAGGGGAAGAGGGUACUGCUAAUUCAUCUGUGACAGGUAUGGCAAUUUCUUGCGAUAUCUUAGACAAACCUUAUUGAACUAUGUUUCAGUAUCCUAGGAGCUCAUUGCAUUAAAACUGCAAAUGUUUCUUUGAGGUUGUGUGUAACUUGCUUAGGAGCCAUGAUUAAUGUAAGCCUUGGGCAGUGCUACCGGCUGUAAAGGACUCUCUUAAACAAUGGGCUAAAGUAAAGAAUAAACUGUUAGUUGUUAGGAAAUACUUGGGAAGAGGGGAAUGUAAAGGUCUGGAGGAGGGCAUGAUCUUCUAAAACUUCACCCUUGGGGUGGGACCUUGGUCUAGGAAGUAUCUACUCCCUGAAACAAGAGGCCCAAACUGCAUAGAGGAGUAACUUCCAGCUUGUAGUGACAGGAAGACACUGUGUGGGGUUUGAAGGACAUUCACUGGCCACAGCACUUGUUGGGGAUGAUCUCCGGUGAGCUCAUUAGCAUGUGUGUAGGUUCUGAUUGUUUUCUCUGUAAUGCUUUUACAAUAAACUCAAAUAACUAGAAA